Molecule: messenger RNA, 2073 nt
Organism: Sparassis crispa
Lineage: Eukaryota; Fungi; Basidiomycota; Agaricomycetes; Polyporales; Sparassidaceae
Exons: 4
Coding region: 1-2073 (690 amino acids)
Source: RefSeq, a predicted model, not a curated record
AUGAACGGGCUGCAAGAUGAACUAGAGAGGAAACGAGAACUCAAUCUGGAGUUCAAGACUAUCACGAGUGCUCUAGAGGUGCUAACGCACGUCUCGGGCGAGGCACCGAACUCCAGCUCUGACUUGGCUGGAAAGUCUUUGAAGCAGCAUGACGAAGUCAUCAGCAUGGUGGUUGACGCAGAAAUGAGCAUGGCAGUUGGUGAACAUCUCCCAAAGUUCUAUGCCAGUCCCGACAGCGUAGCAGCAGAUACGGUCAUGCCUACUUCAUACAAGGUCGCGACAGAUGGUCUUGGACCCAUUAUCCCUGGCGAUGACAUCAACUUCAUCUCUAGGGAGGAUUAUGCCGAAGUUGUUGACAUUUGCGAUGUUGUUAACACUCCAUCGAAUACGACAAAGGAUGCGGUAUCUCCUUGGGAGAACCCUUCGUACGUGGGCCCUCGGUACCUUGCCGCACCAAAUUCGAGAAACACACGUGUGAAGCCAUCGGGAGUUAGAAGAGGCAAUGUAGCCAGAUGUGCCAUGACAUACCCGUUCCAGGAUAACGAGGACUGCGAAAUCCUCAAAGCAGAGAUAUCUCCGGACACUUUUCAAGACAUCAGGAAGGACCCAAUACUGUAUGUUGUCAACUGCUGCCAUAAUCAGACAUUUCAAGACCACUGCGGGGUCAUAGUCAGUUUCUUGAAUGACUUCUUCAAGUAUUCCAUGCAGAAUCGUAGGAGCCUCGCAGAUAAGGAUAUGGAUGGGCUCAACAAGGACGAGUGGAUAACUAGUACAAAGUUCCGCAAAUACGUUUAUGCUUCGUCGGGAAUAAAGAUGAAACACCGGAUGUUCAGCUUCCCUUCUGAUGCCUUCUUCAACUCUCUCUUCAACCCAAACAUACUCCAAGGGCUUAGCAAACCCACAGAUAGCUGUCCAACCAAACUGACCCGAGCUGAUCGACAGCUUCUCAUCAGACUGGAUGGGAUGCUAAAGGAGCUCUCCGAUGUGGAACAGUCAGCCAAAUCUGUUGCGGAGUCACUGCAGGCAGGUGCCCUGUCGCGAUCCGGGAAGUUUGUCGCAUACUGGCAGAAGCAUUUCACGUCCUCUGGAACUCCUUUGAUUUCAAGCAAGGCCACGAGCGAGGCCGUGUCCUCCAUGCCGACUUCAAUUGGCAUUGCGAGCAAGGUUUCACCCGCAGUGCCACCUUCGUCCAUUCUGGAGGAAGCAGAAGCUGAAAUAGCGAAGCUGCCACUGAGAUCGCAGGUGCAGCCUAUGGCAGAGACGGUCGCUGAGGGGCUGUGCAACAUCGUGAAACCUGCUGAAGAUGAUUUGUAUGACCUGAUUAAACCAAUCCACAUCGACAACCACAUCAAUGCUGUUGAAAAGCUGCAUCGUGCAGUGACCGUUGUGUUACAAUCCUCCGAUACGAUUCACGCUUUCACCUACUCGGACUUCAUUGAUGACUAUCUGGAUGCCAUUUGGGAGACGCUGGAAGACAAUUUGAGCAAAUGCAGAGUGCAGAGGAGGUCAGAAGGGAGUGCGACAUCAUCACAGGCAGAGCCUGCAGAAGAGGUUCCUGACGUCAAUUUGGACACCAAUGUCCUCCUAUCUCGAGACCUGCCAACCAAAGAUGCAUUCAAGAAGUGGCUGCAUCUAUUGACACUAUAUACGGAAUCAAUACUUGUGAUCAAGCUAUCUCUGAUCAGACUUCAAGGCAAAUCAAUACCCGUAAAAGAUCCGAAAAUUUCGUUAAUGAGCAUCAAUGUCGUCACGUGGAAACAACCCAACAGCUCCAUGAUGAACCUGAAGAAUGUGCUGGAGAAGUUGUUGGAUAACGAAGGAAGGUUGCAGGCUGAUGAUAAGAAGUUCUACUCGAUGGACCAAUUAGUCACUUUCGUGAAUGAUGCCUUCACAACCAUGCAAGCGGACAGGAUGAAUAACAGAAAGAAGUUGCCCUUGCAGUCGACAAACAAGGACGAGGGCUUACGUGGUUCCACAGAGUUCGACAUGAGAUUCAAAGGACGGGUUCAUUGCGAAGGUGCUCUUGGAAGUCUACUGUUUCCACCGUCUGACUUUCAGGAUUACAAUUCCUGA